AUGGUGUCCUUCAAGACCAUCCUCACCGCGGCUCUCGCUGGUAGCACUGUCGCUAUGUUCAGUCCUCAAGAGGUCGCCGACAGCAUCAAGACGAUCACCGAAAAGUCCAAGGACCUCCAGAGUGAGAUGACGGCUGACCUCGCCAAGACAAUCAUCAAAAACCUCCAGGGCCGUAAAGCGGAAAUCAAGGAGCAGCCCGAGUCUCUCCAGGAUGACCAAACCAUGGAAUCUUCGAUGGCGGAGGACAGCGAGAUGUCUUCAACGGACUCCUCCAGCGUGAUGUCUUCUUCUAGCGGCCCUCCUUCCGGCAUCUCCAUCAGCUCUGACGAUAUCCUUUUCAAGGGGAUCUUCAAGUCUAUCACCCAGCUCUUGCAGGGUGACGAUAAGAGCGAGCGCGGCGGCAUUACCACCACUCUCCCUGUCAAGAAACGUGCUCAGGCUUUCGUUGCUUAA
This is a messenger RNA of Ramularia collo-cygni, 453 nucleotides long. RefSeq lists its product as uncharacterized. Lineage: Eukaryota; Fungi; Ascomycota; Dothideomycetes; Mycosphaerellales; Mycosphaerellaceae. The record is from RefSeq and is a predicted model, not a curated record. The transcript is spliced from 2 exons. The coding region runs from base 1 to 453 and encodes 150 amino acids.